Molecule: messenger RNA, 1197 nt
Organism: Metschnikowia bicuspidata var. bicuspidata NRRL YB-4993
Lineage: Eukaryota; Fungi; Ascomycota; Pichiomycetes; Serinales; Metschnikowiaceae
Exons: 1
Coding region: 1-1197 (398 amino acids)
Biological process (GO): tRNA wobble position uridine thiolation
Cellular component (GO): mitochondrion; cytosolic tRNA wobble base thiouridylase complex
Molecular function (GO): tRNA binding
Source: RefSeq, a predicted model, not a curated record
AUGGAAAACACAAAGGUUGCUAAGAAAGAUCGCAAACUAAAAGUCUCGGCUCUCUGCCAGCUUUGCCACGGCAGAAAAGCCGUGAUGAAAAGACCUAAAAACCUCCAGAAACUUUGCAAAGAGUGUUUUUUCUUGGUCUUCGAAACCGAGAUUCACAAUACCAUCACGGCUGCCAAGCUCUUUUAUCCAGGAGAGGCAGUGGCCAUCGGCGCCUCCGGAGGUAAGGACUCCACAGUACUAGCGUCUAUAUUGAAAACAUUAAAUGAGCGUUAUAACUAUGGCUUGAGAUUGGUGCUUUUGUCGAUCGACGAGGGCAUCAAAGGUUACCGGGACGAUUCGCUCGCCACCGUGAAAAGAAACCAACAGCAGUAUGAUAUGGACCUUGAGAUCGUCUCGUAUAAAGAGCUUUACAACUGGCUGAUGGAUGAAAUCGUGUCGUGCGCCGGCAUUCGAAGCAGCUGCACGUACUGCGGCGUCUUGAGACGCCAGGCGCUCGAUAGAGGUGCCGCGAAGCUUGGCAUACAUCAUGUGGUCACGGGACAUAAUGCAGACGACAUGGCAGAGACGGUGCUCAUGAAUAUUUUACGAGGCGACACUGCAAGAUUGGAGAGCUCAUGCACCAUUCUCACGCAAUCUGCCGGCUCGCCUAUCAAAAGGUCAAAGCCCUUCAAGUACAUGUACCAGAAGGAAAUCGUGCUUUAUGCCCACUACAAAAAAUUGGACUAUUUUUCGACGGAAUGCACGUACGCGCCCGAGGCUUUCCGAGGCACGGCCAGAGAGCUUCUCAAAGGGUUGGGCGCCAUACGCCCCUCAUGCAUCAUGGACAUUAUUUAUAGCGGCGAGCAUCUUGUUCUCUCCAAAAAGAAAAAGGUCACCAAGAAAUACAAGAACGGCGGGAAAACAAAAGCACAGACAAAGAUGCAGUCCGGGGAUGUGGACGAACCCCUGGGGAAUGAAAAGAAGCUUGCUGUCGAUCAGGAGCAGCAGAUCAAUCCAGACGGGUCUGUAAGCUUGGGCCGGGCCAAGACCAACGACGGCAAUACAUGCGAAAAAUGCGGCUACAUUACCUCCAACCGGAUAUGCAAGGCGUGUAUUCUUUUGGCCGGCUUAGAGAUGAAUAGGGCAAAGGUGUCGAUCGAAAGCAGUGUGGAUGGGGCAGCCAAGCUCGGAAAGACGCUAGAGCAGCUCAGUUUCUAA